AUGGGUGUCCCAUCCUUUUUCAGAUGGCUUUCGAGGAAAUAUCCCAAAAUUAUAUCGCCAGUUCUUGAAGAACAGCCGCAAGUAGUGGACGGUGUGACAUUACCUAUUGAUUAUGCAGCUCCGAAUCCUAAUGGUGAGCUGGAUAAUUUAUACCUGGAUAUGAAUGGUAUUGUACAUCCAUGUUCGCACCCGGAAAAUAAACCUCCACCAGAAACUGAAGAUGAGAUGUUACUCGCGGUGUUCGAGUAUACCAAUCGUGUCCUUAAUAUGGCUAGACCCAGAAAAGUACUUAUGAUAGCCGUGGAUGGUGUGGCUCCUCGUGCCAAGAUGAACCAACAAAGAUCUCGUAGAUUCAGAAGUGCCAGAGACGCACAAGUGGAAAAUGAGGCCCGGGAACAGGUAAUGAGGGAACGUGAACAGGUUGGAGAAUUUAUUGACGACUCAGUAAAAAACAAGAAAACUUGGGAUUCUAAUGCUAUCACUCCAGGGACUCCUUUUAUGGACAAAUUGGCAGCUGCGUUACGGUAUUGGAUCUCAUUCAAAUUAUCGACGGAUCCUGGUUGGAAAAAUUUACAGGUUAUUAUAAGUGAUGCUACAGUCCCUGGUGAAGGUGAACAUAAGAUCAUGAAUUUUGUUCGGUCACAACGUGCUGAUCCACAAUACAAUCCAAACACAACGCAUUGUAUAUACGGUUUAGACGCUGAUUUGAUCUUUUUAGGUUUAGCAACUCAUGAACCACAUUUCAAGAUUCUGAGAGAAGAUGUUUUUGCUCAAAACAACCGUAAGAGGCAUAAUUUCACGGAUUCCUUGAACAUGACAGAAGAAGAAAAACAAUUGAUCGCUAAACAGGAUUCUGAGAAGCCGUUUUUAUGGUUACACAUAAGUGUCUUGAGAGAAUACCUUGCGGCUGAACUAUGGGUGCCGAAGCUUUCUAUGCCUUUCAAUUUGGAGCGUGCCAUUGACGAUUGGGUUUUCAUGUGUUUCUUCUGUGGUAAUGAUUUCUUACCUCAUUUACCUAGUCUAGACGUCAGAGAAAACAGUAUUGACAUUUUACUGGAUAUAUGGAAGGUAGUUUUGCCUAGUCUCAAAUCUUACAUGACUUGUGACGGGGAACUGAAUCUACAGUCCGUGGAGAUGUUGUUAGGACAAUUAGGUGCUCGUGAAGGUGAUAUCUUCAAGACGAGGCACAUCCAAGAGGUCAGAAAACAGGAAGCUAUUCAGAGGAGAAAAUUGCAAAGGAAUGUUUCCAAAGGUCAGGAUAGGCAUCCAACUGUCCCCAGCGAACAGUUGCAACUGUAUGAUACUAAUGGUCAGCUAGCAGCGGGCUCUUGGAACCUUACAACCCAUGAUAUGGUCAACUUUAAAAAGGAAAUUAUGCUCGCAAAUGAGGGAGAUCCCGAGGCGAUAGCCAUAGUCAAGGCACACAGGGAUAGGAAUGACAAAUUGAUGGAAGAGAUUAGCACUCAAGAUAUGGAGAAAGUUGUUAACGACGCAAAUAAAGCUAAUUACUCGGUGGCUGAUGCGAUGAAGAAGAAAUUGAUGGCGAAAAAGCGUAAACUAGAGCAAGAAGAAGAAGCUGAACGUGCUGCCAAGAAGAAUACUUCUAAAAAAAUGGACGGGCAAGCGCAAGCUGGACAAGAAUUAGACAAGGAAAUAAAAGCAGAGGUUAUACAGGAGGUUGAAGAAGAGGAUGAUAAUGACGACGAUGACGGUGGCAAUGACGUAGAGGGGAAAGCCGUGAAAGGAGAAGAGUCGGUUCCAAUAGUUUCCUCGGGUGGAAUCCGCAGCGGAGUGUUUGACAGCGAUGUUGAAGUGAAACUCUAUGAGCCAGGUUAUAGAGAGAGGUAUUAUGUGGCCAAAUUUAACAUCAAGGAGAGUGAGAUAGAAGCUUUGCGGAAAGAUUUGGUAAGGCGUUAUGUUGAGGGUGUUUCAUGGGUCUUGGCAUACUAUUAUCAAGGCUGUGCUUCAUGGGAUUGGUACUACCCAUAUCAUUAUGCACCAUUUGCUUCUGAUUUCUUCGGAAUAGCUGACAUGAAGGUCGAAUUUGAGGAGGGUGAACCUAUUUUACCCUAUGAGCAAUUGAUGAGUGUUUUGCCUGCGGCUUCUGCUCACACUCUACCUUCAAUUUUCAAGCCGUUGAUGAGUGAGCCAGAUUCGGAGAUUAUUGACUUCUACCCAACCGAAUUUCCGAUCGAUAUGAAUGGUAAAAAGAUGUCGUGGCAGGGGAUAGCUUUACUGCCGUUUAUAGAGGCUAAACGGCUGUUAAGAGUUGUCAGAAAUCAGUAUUCUCGCCUGACCGAGUAUGAAAGGUCAAGAAAUGUUUGCAAGGAACCCGUCUUGUUAAUCAGCAACAAGAACGUUAACUAUGAGAAGUUCGCUAAAAGGCUAUUCAAGGAACCGGCUGACGGCGUAGACUUGAAGUUUCAACAUUUCAAAAGUGGCUUAAGUGGUAUUGUUUCUACUGAUGUAGAAAACUUCCAAUUGAACAGCAAAGUUCAAUGUCCUUUAGAGAGCGGGUCAUUACCUGAACUUUCUACAAAUCUAUUCCUUAAGAUGGCAUAUAAACUGUUGCCUCUGCCCAACAAGAAUAAAUCUGUUAUUCUCAACGGCUUCAUUCCUCCCGAGGCACUUUUGACACCGUAUGACUUGGAUGCCAUCUUAUACAAGUACAAUAAUCAUCAAAACAACAAUCGCUCAGGGCCCUGGAAUUUUGAAAAUGAUAUGAGACAAAAUAAAGUACCUGUGGGGCCCAGCGGUACGACUCAGUACAAGCCAAGGGUAGGCGGUUUUAGAUCGUUUUUUUACUUCAGUCAGAUGAAUAAUACCACGAACUAUAAUGGUCAAUAUAACAACAAUGUGCCUCAACCAAGAGUUAACAACGGAAUGCAAAGUAGAUAUUCCAAUGAGAACAGAAAUGGCAAUUAUCAACGAAGUCAGUAUAACCCGAACCAAAGCCGAUAUAACAAUGACAAUAACAAAAUGGGACGUAAUUUUAAUCAACAAGGAAGACAAUACGGUGGGAACAAUGCUGGAAGAAGGUAUCAGGGUUCGAAUCGAGAACCUUAUAACGCGGCAAAUUAUUCACGCAGAUAA
This is a messenger RNA of Torulaspora delbrueckii, 3093 nucleotides long. It is a transcript of the gene RAT1, whose product is annotated as ssRNA exonuclease RAT1. The coding region runs from base 1 to 3093 and encodes 1030 amino acids. Lineage: Eukaryota; Fungi; Ascomycota; Saccharomycetes; Saccharomycetales; Saccharomycetaceae. The transcript has a single exon. Gene Ontology annotation, cellular component: nucleus. Gene Ontology annotation, molecular function: 5'-3' RNA exonuclease activity; RNA binding. Gene Ontology annotation, biological process: nuclear-transcribed mRNA catabolic process. The record is from RefSeq and is a predicted model, not a curated record.